AUGGGAGAGGAACUGAAAUUCCAGCGGCUCUGGGAGUUUAGGAGGGGAAACAGUGAUUUUGAUUCUUCAACAGAUGAUUGUAAAUCAAGUUUAGGUGGUGAGCCAGCUUGCAGUAAGAGCACACUAGUCUCCUGCAUGGUUCCUGUUGGUAAAGAUGAAACUAGUAAGGCUAGUAGAUUUCAGCAGAAGGGCAACAAUGAGCCUUGCAUUUCAGGUCAAUUUGAAAUUGGGAAAGCUGAAAAAGGGAAAGAAAGAACAAGUAAAAAGGAUAAUGAAGAUAAUGAAAAGAAAAGGGGAUCUCGUAGUAGAAAAAAAGUCCCUCAAAAGAAGAGUAAAACUACUGCCAAUGGGGGUGCUGCUUUGGAUGAUCUCAAUAACUACAUGAACUCUUUGUUGGAAGAACUUAAAGUGACCAGAAAGAAUUUGUUAUCAUGGAUGAGGGAAGAAAUGGAGAAAUUAAUGGCAGAGGAGAAAGCUUCUGAGUCAGAAAGUGAAGAAAUCAAAACCCAAUUGCAGCAUCAGAACAAUCUUAAGGACAAUGCACAAGUCCAGUGCCAGAACAUCUUAGGGAAGGACAUCCAAGUUCAACAUCCAAGCUUCUUUGACGAGUGUGGCCAAGGAAAUCACCAAAGCAAGUUUGAGGAAAAUGCGCACUUGCAGGACUUGACCAACUUGGAGGACAACCCUGGAGUGAUGUCUCAAAAGAACUCCAAGGAAAAGGCUCAACUGCAGCGUCAAAAAAGGGCCCGAUCUUGUCCUGGAACCAGAAAUUCCAAUGGUAUAUCUUUUGAGAGAUUUGGUAACAAGAAGAAAUCAGCUGAUUCUAAUAAUUUUACUCCAGCACUUGAAGAUCAAGUUGACUAUAGCCAAGAAAUUGUGCUUGCGACACCAUCUGACGAGAAUGGAGAAGCGAGAGUGGCUUUCUCUGAAAAGUCCAAAUCCAAGUCCGGCACCUCAGACCAGAAUGAGCAAGUGCAACAGCAGAAGAGCAUUGUGUUGGCCUUAAGGGCACAGAAAUGCAAUAGCAGAUCCCCAGUGAAGAAUGCAAAAGGAAAAAAAGCUGCUAAUUCUAAUAAUCACCGUCAAGUACCUAACAACCAAGUUGAUUACAAUCAAGCUAUUGAAUCCAUUGCCUCAGCUGAGAGGGACAAAGGAGAAAGAUCAGGAUUCUAUGUGGAGCCAAAUUUUUCAUCUGAUUCCUUCAAUCAGGUAGCUUCAUCAAUGUACUUAACAAUACCAAGUGUGCUAACGAAGGCCCCUAUUUUAAAUCAUAGGCCUGAUACUUCUUCAUUUAGCUAUAUGCAACCAAGAAUUGUCCAGAAUCAAAUAGGCAUUAAUUCAGAAAGAUCAAAUCUAAUAAUGAGUUCAACUAGUCAUCUUGGAUACUUUCAAGGCAUGCAACCAGAAGAAAGUAGAUACUAUGGUCAAAUGAGUUCUAGAGAUAUUGGUUGGUUCAACCAGAACGAUACCACAAGUUCAAUUGUGGGAAGUGGAUUUACGGUUCCUCUGCAGGCUGUAAGUGGUGGCUUUAGCAUUCCAACUCAAUUUGACUCGGAAAAUCCACCCAGAGAGAACAAUAACACACUGGGUUUGACGAUGAAUGGAGGAGCUGUUAGGUAUUCUGAGGGAGGCUACUCUUCACCAGAAACUUACAUUGCCAAUAACUUCCAUAGCAAUCCAAAUUAUAGAGCUGAGGGCAGACUAAUGACAUAUCAAGACAGUUGUAGAUUCCCAAAGUAGCUAGGUAUGUACACAUUUAGAAAUGGAUAAGAGACUAAUUCAUUCAA
This is a messenger RNA of Hevea brasiliensis (rubber tree), 1787 nucleotides long. RefSeq lists its product as uncharacterized. NCBI's taxonomy places the organism in Eukaryota, Viridiplantae, Streptophyta, Magnoliopsida, Malpighiales, Euphorbiaceae. The transcript has a single exon. The record is from RefSeq and is a predicted model, not a curated record. The coding region runs from base 1 to 1740 and encodes 579 amino acids.